Molecule: messenger RNA, 564 nt
Organism: Thrips palmi
Lineage: Eukaryota; Metazoa; Arthropoda; Insecta; Thysanoptera; Thripidae
Gene: PolE4
Product: DNA polymerase epsilon subunit 4
Exons: 2
Coding region: 152-451 (99 amino acids)
Cellular component (GO): epsilon DNA polymerase complex; nucleus
Molecular function (GO): protein heterodimerization activity
Source: RefSeq, a predicted model, not a curated record
CGCGCCAAAGUUUGUAUCGUGUGUAUACGGUUACCGUUAUUUGCACUUGGGGUUCCAUAACCAAAACACCCACCGGUUGCGUGCGAGCGGCGGGACAGACCAGAAAAGCGAAACCAAGGCAAAGAAAGGAGUCUUUCGUCAAAAACAAAUAAUGACUGAAGAGAAGGAAAAUUUGGAUGUUGCUGAGGAAGAGAAGUCUGAGAAGCUCGUGAAACUGCCGCUGUCUCGCAUCAAGAGCAUUAUUAAAAUGGAUCCUGAUGUCAAUUUAGCUAGUCAAGAGGCUGUAUUUUUAAUAGCAAAAUCAACGGAACUGUUCAUUGAAUCGUUGGCACGAGAAAGUUAUACACACACUGCAAUGGCAAAGAAGAAGACAGUGCAACGGAAAGAUAUUGAUGCAGCUAUUUCUUCAUCUGACUCACUGUUGUUUCUGGAAGGUGCUUUAGACUCAUAGAUUGAGAAAGCUUUGCCGGUGAGGAUGUGAUUUCCUUCCUUUGUAAGACUGAGAAUGCAUGAUUGUGAAUUUUUACUUCCAUUUCAUAAUUAAUACAAUGUUUUGUUUUAUCA